AUGUCCCCCAACUACAUCCGGAGCUUCUCGGAGGGAUGUCUCAGGCCGCCAACAGUAAUUGGACAAUUCCACACUCUUUUUUUUGGCUCAAUUCGAAUGUUUUUCCUUGGUGUUUUGGGCUUUGCUGUUUAUGGAAAUGAGGCCUUGCAUUUCAGCUGUGAUCCAGACAAGAGAGAGGUUAAUCUUUUCUGUUACAACCAGUUCAGACCAAUAACUCCUCAGGUGUUCUGGGCUUUACAGCUGGUGAUUGUACUGGUGCCUGGAGCUUUUUUUCACCUUUACGCUGCUUGUAAAAGCAUCAAACAGGAAGAUAUUCUCCAAAAGUCAUCCUACACUGGUUUUUAUAUCUUCUCUGUUUUCUUAAGGAUCGUCCUUGAAGUUGUGGCUUUUUGGCUUCAGAUUCAGCUCUUUGGUUUCAAAGUGAACGCAAUCUACAUGUGUGAUGUGGGAGCACUUGAAAAAAAGUUUAACAUUACCCGGUGCAUGGUGCCAGAGCACUUUGAAAAGACAAUCUUUCUUAUUGCAAUGUACACAUUUACUGUGAUUACAGUGAUCUUGUGUGUUGCUGAAAUUUUUGAGAUCUCAUGUAGAAGGCUAGGUUUCUUAAAAACUCAGUGA
Ficedula albicollis (Collared flycatcher) is the source of this 618-nucleotide messenger RNA. RefSeq names its product gap junction epsilon-1 protein-like. The record is from RefSeq and is a predicted model, not a curated record. The transcript is spliced from 3 exons. Gene Ontology annotation, cellular component: connexin complex. NCBI's taxonomy places the organism in Eukaryota, Metazoa, Chordata, Aves, Passeriformes, Muscicapidae. Gene Ontology annotation, biological process: cell communication. Bases 1 to 618 code for a protein of 205 amino acids.